Talaromyces marneffei is the source of this 2079-nucleotide messenger RNA. RefSeq lists its product as uncharacterized. The coding region runs from base 1 to 2079 and encodes 692 amino acids. The transcript has 5 exons. Lineage: Eukaryota; Fungi; Ascomycota; Eurotiomycetes; Eurotiales; Trichocomaceae. The record is from RefSeq and is a predicted model, not a curated record. Gene Ontology annotation, cellular component: nucleus.
AUGCUUAAGCCUCGUUGCACGUGCUGCAACACAGUCAAACUGGCUUCCUCAACUGUUCCCAGUUUUCAAGUCAACACCGACUUCCAGACUCCGCUGAUAUUUGACGAGUCUGCCGACUAUUCGGACUUGGAAGAAUCUUGCUUUGCCGGCGCUUACUCUGACAGCCUCCUGGCAAAAUCGGAUCUCGAGUUGUCGAUGUCUAGCUUUCAGAAACCACCGCACAAUGGUCUAGAAGGACCUUCUAUGCAGGAAAACUCGUUCCCUUCAAACUACGGCCAACUGCCUUUCAUGAACACCAUGUACGCAACCUCUCAGGAGGAUUUGGGUAGCCCAGAUACAGAUAGUCUGCAUUACGUCCCAUCUCAAGGGUACGCAGCCUCUGGAUCUUUCGAUGAUGCCCAGUCUCCUGGCUUCGAUACCCCUAUCAACUCUUCUCCAGAGAUUGUCUCGUUUGUUCCCCAGAGAGGCUCGGAAGGUACCCAUAUCGCAGUUCGGGUGAUCUCGCCAUUCGACUUGCACUCGACAGCUCGCGCCGUCUUCAUCUCGUUUGGAUCCCGCCAAUGCGAGUGCAACGUCACCAUGAUUGACAACCACAACGCACAAUUCGGCUAUCUCUUCACUGUCCAAGCGCCAAACUUCUCCUUGACCAUGUCCCCUUCAUUCGAUGUCCUUUUGCAGCUCGUCAUUGAUGUUCCUGCCGCGGGUGGCCCUCUUGUGCUUCAAGUCGGAACCUUUUCCUACGAGCAGUACUUGCAAGCCCCCGUCGAUGACUCAAGGAAGAGAAGCCUCUCGACUUUCCCUGAGAAUGCAAGCUAUCGUCCAGCGAAGCGCCACUCGGCCCAUGAAUUCGAUACUAAAGCUGCAGUUGAACUCCCCACGCAUGCACGUUCAGCCUCUUACACUCAAUUCGUGCAGACUCCCGUGACUAGGAGCGUCUAUCCUACUCAGUAUGAAAUGGAAAACUCUCCUCGUCUGCCGUUGGGUGGUUACGCUACUCCGUCGACCAGUCUUCAGCCUGUUCAAGCCUCCUCUCCAAUGAUUUCUGCUUGGAGCCCUUCAGUGUCUGUUACUGAUUUGUCUGUUGUCCAUGCCCCAUCGUCUGUCAAUAUGUCAGUCUCUCAAUCGCAGAACCCAACCUUGAUCCGUACCUCAACUUUGCAGCAUGGACACAGCCUUAGUACAUCGCAGCCAUUCAAUCCAUAUGCGAUGUACCCCACCAAGGCGGUACUGGAAUUGAACGGAGAUCUUGACUCCAUGGCAGUUGGCUGGACUGCUCAAGAGAAAGCCGCAAAGCGUCGUCUGGUUCAAUUCACGCGAUCCCAGAAUGGCAGCACUAUUCAUGCUGACUUCAAGCCAAUCACUCCUGAAGAACGCACUCCAAACAGUAUCUGCAUUAGCUGCAUCCAUUGGGAGGGUAAAGAUGAAUGCUUCGUCACUAGUGUGGAUACAAUCUAUCUUCUAGAGUCCUUGGUUGCCGUACGAUUCACUGUCGAGGAAAAGAACCGCAUUCGUCGCAACUUGGAGGGCUUCCGUCCUUUGACGGUCUCCAAGGCCAAGGCUGAUAGUGAAGAAUUCUUCAAGGUCAUCAUGGGAUUCCCUGCCCCCAAGCCUCGUAACAUCGAAAAGGAUGUCAAAGCUUUCCCCUGGAAGAUUCUUUCCCUGGCACUCAAGAAGAUCAUUGGCAAAUAUUCUGCAAGCUAUUCAUCCACUGCCGGAGCACUUCCCGGCUUAUUGAGUGCUAGUCAUUCUAUGAGCUCGGAUCUUGGGACUGAGUCUCAUACUGCUUCUUCUCCGCAGUCGGUUGCGGAAUCUACAGCUUCGAGCGCAUACCCAGUCAACUUCAGCUCAGCCACGUUCGCGCCAUCACUUAUGCCAGUAACCUCCGGUCUCGACCCUGAUUUCGCCGUCACUCACUCAGGGCCACACCCUGGUUACACUGCUACCAUGGGCCAUUCUUUCCAAUUCGAGCCAACUUUUCAAUCUGAUCAGGCGCUCGUGCAUCAGCCAUCCUGGGACUUUACCUCUUCGUCCCAGACCGAGGAUUUCAACUACAUGAAUAUUCCAUACUCGAUGGCCUGA